AUGUGCCACAUCCCAGUCUUCGCUGGAUCACUGCUACAUGUUCUGGAGGAUCGGUUGAAGACCACAGAGGGAGGAAAGCUGCCCAUGACCAUGACUGAGAUGUACAUCCACUUCCUGGUGGUUCAGUCCAAAGUGAAGAAGGUCAAGUUUGAUGGAGGAGCUGCAACGAUCCACACUGGAGUCCAGAGAGCAGGAAGAUGCACCGAGUCUCUGGGACUGACUGGCUUUGAUCAGCUGCAGAAAGGGAACCUGAUCUUCUAUAAAUCCGACCUGAAAGAGUGUGGCAUCGGGAGCAUCAGAGCAGCCUCAGUUUUUCGCUGUGAGAUCACAGAGGAAGGCUGUUCUUCUCUGGGAUCAGCUCUGAAGUCAAACCCCUCCAGUCUCAGAGAACUGGAUCUGAGUGGAAAUAAGCUGCAGGAUUCAGGAGUGAAGCUGCUGACGGGUUUUCUGGAGAGUCCACGUUGUAGCCUGGAGACUCUGAGACUGAUCAGCUGUGGGAUCACAGAGGAAGGCUGUUCUUCUCUGGGAUCAGCUCUGAAGUCAAACCCCUCCAGUCUGAGAGAACUGGAUCUGAGUAUCAACCAGCUGCAGGAUUCAGGAGUGAAGCUGCUGACUGGUUUUCUGGAGAGUCCAAGUUGUAGACUGGAGACUCUGAGUCUGUCAUGGUGUGGGAUCACAGAGGAAGGCUGUUCUUCUCUGGGAUCAGCUCUGAAGUCAAACCCCUCCUGUCUGAGAAAACUGGAUCUGAGUAGAAACCAGCUGCAGGAUUCAGGAGUGAAGCUGCUGACUGGUUUUCUGGAGAGUCCACGUUGUAGCCUGAAGACUCUGAGUCUGUUAGGCUGUGGGAUCAUAGAGGAAGGCUGUUCUUCUCUGGGAUCAGCUCUGAAGUCAAACCCCUCCAGUCUCAGAGAACUGGAUCUGAGCUACAACCAGCUGCAGGAUUCAGGAGUGAAGCUGCUGACUGGUUUUCUGGAGAGUCCAAGUUGUAGACUGGAGAUUCUGAGUCUGUCAGGCUGUGGGAUCACAGAGGAAGGCUGUUCUUCUCUGGGAUCAGCUCUGAAGUCAAACCCCUCCAGUCUCAGAGAACUGGAUCUGAGAGGAAACCAGCUGAAGGAUUCAGGAGUGAAGCUGCUGACUGGUUUUCUGGAGAGUCCAAGUUGUGGACUGGAGACUCUGAGAUGGAAGUGAUCAGCUGAGUGCUGAUGAUCCAGAGAGCAUCUGGAGACUGGAGGAAAAUAUCUGUCUUGUUCUGACAUUCCAACGCUUGUUUUGCGAAUGUUUCUGCCGCUUCGUUUCCCUUUACCCGUCUAUGUGCUGGCACCCACAUGAAUGCCACCAAAAUACCACCUGACUAAGUGGGAACCGUGUUUCAUAUAUUUCGUUGAUUAUAUCCUGCCUGCUAUGAGAUGUGACUGUAAUGAUGAUAAUGCUGAACUGGAAUCUGAACCAAUGAUAACCUUUCUGACCUGAACCUCCUCCACCCACUGCAGCGCUGGUCAGACGGCCAAAGCCUCAACUGUCAACACGACAGAUGGUCUGAUGACCUUCGUCUGACCUCAUAGUUAAAGGAACGAUAACUGCAAAUCCAGUUCUCCCUGUAUUAGGCUCUUUAGAUCCAUCUGUGUACGCCGGGGUAAAUGAUUGAUCUGUUGUCUGCAGUGUCUCCUCUUCUCCUCGUUGUCUAGUUGUUGUCUUUGGUUCCGUCUUCCCUGUGCGCUGGAUAUUCUUGACCUGCCUGUUUGACCCUGCCUGCUUGCCCUGACCCCGAUUCCCUGCCUGCCCCCUUUUGGACGUUUUGCUUUUUUUGGAACUUUUGUCUCAUUAAAGAGUCUUUUUGUUAUUCA
Molecule: messenger RNA, 1844 nt
Organism: Pseudoliparis swirei
Lineage: Eukaryota; Metazoa; Chordata; Actinopteri; Perciformes; Liparidae
Product: ribonuclease inhibitor-like
Exons: 7
Coding region: 1-1188 (395 amino acids)
Molecular function (GO): protein binding
Source: RefSeq, a predicted model, not a curated record